AGUAUAAGACAUUUGUGCAACAAAAGUACAACAAUAACUGUAAACUGUAAAAUCUGUUAAAUGUAACACAGAUUUAGGGUGGACCUGCAAAAACACUUCUCCGUGUAUUUAAAUAACAUUAUCACAAAUGAUAAGCGUGUUAUUUUUUGUAAGAUUCCUUGAAACAUGUAUUAGUUUCUUUCUUCUGCAGAGCACAAAGAUAUUUUAAAGAAUGUUGACAACAAAACAACACUGAACCUCAUUGACUUCCACUGUAUGAACACAAAACCACUGAGGCAUUUCUCAAAAUAUCUUCCUUUUGCAUUUCACUAAAGACAGAGUCACAUACAGAUUUACAAAUACAUGAUAUCUAUUAUGAGAUGAGUAUUUGCUGGCGCUAUGUCUUCAAAUGAAUGAUCUUCUGCGGAUGGACGAUGUCAGACGGUGAUGUAAGUGAACUCUGGGUUGUUCAAACAGUGGGAAAGUGUCAAUCAUUAAUCUGACGAAUGAGCGAGCGCCAUCUCUCUUACAUGUAUAAGUAGCGGGGUGGAUGAACAUCAUCUUCACAUUGCCUUUAGUUUCUCACAGCUGUCUGAAGCUUUAGCCGAGAGGUUUGAUCACAGCAGACAUGGCCUUCAGCGGAACAUGGCAGGUGUACGCUCAGGAGAAUUAUGAAGAGUUCCUCAGAGCCAUCUCACUGCCAGAAGACGUCAUUAAACUGGCCAAAGAUGUCAAACCGGUGACAGAAAUCCAACAAAAUGGCAACGACUUUACAAUCACAUCCAAGACACCUGGAAAAUCCGUCACUAACUCCUUCACCGUCGGCAAAGAAGCUGAAAUCAACACCAUGGACGGCAAGAAGCUGAAGUGCAUUGUCAAAUUGGAUGGUGGAAAGCUGGUGUGUGACACAGAUCGAUUCUCUCACAUCCAGGAGAUCAAGGGAGGAGAGAUGAUUGAGACGCUGACAGUAAGUGGAACCACCAUGAUCAGAAAGAGUAAAAAGAUUUAA
This is a messenger RNA of Triplophysa rosa, 988 nucleotides long. RefSeq names its product fatty acid binding protein 10a, liver basic (gene fabp10a). Gene Ontology annotation, molecular function: fatty acid binding. Gene Ontology annotation, biological process: fatty acid transport. NCBI's taxonomy places the organism in Eukaryota, Metazoa, Chordata, Actinopteri, Cypriniformes, Nemacheilidae. Gene Ontology annotation, cellular component: nucleus; cytosol. The coding region runs from base 608 to 988 and encodes 126 amino acids. The transcript is spliced from 4 exons. The record is from RefSeq and is a predicted model, not a curated record.